GCGUGUUCGGGACGAGAUCGAGGCACUGCACUGCCUGAGCUCUCCGAGGGGAGCUGCCUGCUGGAGACAGUUUCUGGGCGAGCGAGCGAUUUACUACAAGGCAGGGCGACAGCGAGAACAACUUCAGUACGCCUAACUAGUUACUAGUUAUUUUCAAAACGAACAGAAAACAAGUUCGGAAGCCAACGCGGGAUCUAUUUAUAACAUUUGUCGGCUGAUAGAGUGCCAAAUUGGUCACGUUCGUAAAGUGAGUUUUUUGCGGGCGGACAGAGCGGAGGAGGGACGGGAGUGUGUUAAACACUUUGAUGUGGGCUGCUGAUGGUUGUAGCAGUGAGGAGAAGGGAUUUAAAAACUUUCCUAAACACAAAAACAAGGGAUUCGUGGCAAUAUUUCCCAAAAUACAACUCUGGUUUUCCCACGAAGAUUUUCCUCUGCUGAUGUGAGAGGACCAUGGUGAGAACAGGACACGUGAGAAGGCGUGACGCUGGGGAGGGAACCUGGAACAUUGAUGGAUACUGGAUAUAGAGACAUGAUGGUAAGAGUUCCAGUGCCACACUCCCAUUGUCAGCUUGUUGCGGCUGCCGUUCCAGUGCCACACUCCCAGUGUCAGCUUGUUGAGGCUGCCGUUCCAGUGCCACACUCCCAGUGUCAGCUUGUUGCGGCUGCCGUUCCAGUGUGAGUGGUAACGUCCCUCCUCUCUCCUGUAGAGGUCAGAUGGUGUUCUGAAGGAGCCAUGGGUAGCUACUGCAGCUGUCCUGACAACCACUCCAUCCCUGAUAACCAUCAAAGCAAAUUCAAGGUGAUAAAUGUAGAUGAUGAUGGUAAUGACUUAGGCUCAGGCUUGAUGGAGCUGACAGAGGAGGAGCUUAUCCUCCACACCAGGAAACGUGACACUGUCAAGUGGCCUUACCUCUGUCUGCGUCGCUACGGUUACGACUCCAACCUCUUCUCCUUCGAGAGCGGGCGACGAUGCCAGACUGGACAGGGUAUCUUUGCGUUCAAGUGUGUGCGGGCGGAGGAGAUCUUCAACAUGCUGCAGGACAUCAUGCACAACAACAGCAUCAGCGUAGUGGAGGAGCAGGUGGUGGAGGUCAACCCUAUAGGGUCUAUUGAGGCUGAGCUGCCCUGCACACCUCACACUGCUGCUGCUCAAGGCUACUCUGUACCCACGUUACCAAACGGUAUAGGACGCUACCCGUCGUUUGGUGAGGCCUCGUCGCGCCCUUCUAGCCGACACCCUUCUGUGGGCAGCGCCAGGCUGCCCUCUGUGGGAGAGGAGUCAACGCACCCUCUCCUGGCCUCGGACCAGUCGGUCCACACCUACGUCAACACGUCAGGUGUACGGGAUGACCUUCGCACUCGCCCCAGCAGCCACACCCCCUUGGAGCUGCGGCUGUCCAAUCCGGAGACGACCUCCUCGCUAGCCACCGCCCCUCCGUCACCCACGGAGACAGACAUGGACACAGAGCCUCAGGUGCUGCUGGAGCCAGAAGGGGUUACAUUUAUCCUCGGUCCCACACCGGCUCAGAGGAGGCAGAAGCAGACCCGUGGGGAUGGGGACAGGGAGGCUGGGUCCAGAGGGUCUGGGGAUGGGGACGGGGAGGCUGAGUCUAGGGGGUCUGGGGAUGGAGAGAUGGUGCUUGGGGUGUCUGGGUCUAACGGUGAGCCCAGCUCGGCAGCUCCCUCUGGGGGUCUGAACGGGAAUGGGAACGGCUGUGUGGUGGGCUCCACCCUGGGUCUCCAGGCAGGAGACUGUGAUACGGGGUAUGACAGUGAUGAACGCAAAGACGCCCCCCCUCCCCCUCUUCCUCCUAACCCUAACCCUCCACCUCAACCAGGAGCCAAACCCAGCACCAUCUCCACCUAUGAGCACCACAACGGCAACACCACCCAUCCUUACGUCUCCACCCCUGUCCCUGUUCCAGCCCCCAACCCCCGGCGUAACCGUGCCGCCAUCCCCCUCCCUGACUCCUCCCACAACGCCAACAACUCCGCCCAGCGGCGCACGGCGCUCCUUAACUACGAGAACCUUCCGGCGCUGCCUCCGGUGUGGGAGACGGCCAGGCGCUUCUCUGAGGGUGACGAGGAGGAUGAAGAGGAGGUGUAUCACGGAUACGGACCAAAGACCCCCUCCCUUAACGGCUACCACAACCACCACCAUCAUCCUCACCACCAUCAUCAUCAUCCUCACCCCCACCUUCAUCACCACGGUCUGGGUCUGGACCCCAUGCACAACUACGUCAACACAGAGAAUGUAAACGUCUCGCUCAGCGCCAAACUGGACUCUGCGCGGAUCCUUCCGCGGGGGCGGGACUCUAGCGGCGUCUGUUCGACUCCCACCGUCUUUAACUUUGACUUCCGGUCGGGGCGAUUGACGGGUGGACCGGGUGGGUUGGGGUUGGAUCCCUUGAGGCAGCUGAACUACAUUGAGGUUGAGAUGGAGAAGGGCUCGGACUCCAGUGGGCCGCAGACGCCCAAGACCCCCACCACUCCCUGUGGUGUCGGCCUGGGCGGUCUCCUCCUCCCCCCUUCCACCCCCACGCGGCGGACCGAACUGUACGCCAUGAUCGACAUCGAGCGCACGGCGGCCAUGUCGAGUCUUCAGAAAGCACUGCCCCGUGACGACGGUACCUCUAGGAAAACCCGACACAACAGUACUGACCUUCCAAUGUGAGCCUCACGACACUUAGCAUACCUAGCCUACCAAGCACUGUCUGCAUCUGAAAUGGCACCCUGUUCCCUAUAUAGUGCACUACUUUUGACCAGGACUAUUCAUAAAAGUGUCUCAGAGUAGGAGCGCUGAUCUAAAAUCAGUUUGACCUUUUAGACCCGUAAGGAAUCAGAUUACGUGGACAGGGGCGGGACCUGAUCCUAGAUCAGCACUUCUACUCUGAGAUGCUUAAUGCAUAACGACCCAGGACCCAUAGGGCUCUGGUCAAAAUGAGUGCACUACAUAGGGAAUAGGGUGUCAUUUGGGACGCGGAACCACUGUCGUCUUCUUCAGCUGCACCUGGACCUGACCCUUGAUGUUGUCAUACUUUGUUAUACCUACAAACUGAAUGAAAAACACAUUUGAAGACAGAAGGGCUGCAGAUUUUUAACAUGUCUUAUUACUUCACAAGGAAGUUACACUGUGUCCUGAAAGUAGCCUGGUCCCACAUCUGUUUGUGCAGUCUUUGUCAUGACAAGGAGUGGCACGAUGGCACAAACGAGACUGGUACCCAGGCUAUACUGAAAGCUUACCUGAAAGGCAACGAUGGUAGAUCAGGUACUCACCAAUAUAACACUAUUUUUAUUCCUGAGGUCAUUUGAUACCGUUAACUAAUUAAAGAAGGAGUGAAACACCUUUAAUUCUAGCCUGGUCCCAGAUCUGUCUGUGCUCUGUGUCUACUCCAUUGCUGUCAUGGUCAAGCCAAAUGAUGAGUGACAGGGAGUUGGCAUGACGGCACAAACAGACUGGUGCCCAGGCCACCUUUAUUCCAGUGCCUGUGUAAGUUUAGCUUGCGGUGGGUGAUGUGACAAACAGUGAGGUCUCUUUGAAUGACGGACCUCAUCACCAAUCUCUCUUGGUACGAAUCCUUUAUAGUGCUGAUCGUAAACUCAAAUGGUCUCAGAGUAAACACUCAUGUCGGUAUCUGAAGCUCACUUCCGCGUUGCCCUAAUGAUUGUAGAUUCCUAUGGCGUCUAACAUUACUGGACCUACCAGGGUUGGGCUCAAUUCCAUUUCAUUCCCAGUCAAUUCAGGAAGUACACCGAAAUUCAAAUUCUCUUCAAUUAGGAAAAUGUGGAAUUGGGUUAACUUUCUGAAUUGACGGAAUGGAAUUGACCCCGAGCCUGGAGUCUUCAGCCAUGUCUUAGGGCACACUUCUUGGUACACUACAGAGUCACUUUAGCCACUAUUAAAUACAGACAGACAGUGUGUAUGUAUGAAUGCCAAAUUAUAUGAUGGCCACAAUGAUGCUGUAAUAAUGUGUUUGGCUGUACUGAAAGUACCCAAAUCAUACCAUUGGUAUGCUUGUAUGGCAUCUUCAUGCUCCGGGUUCAUUCCAUCAGGGUUGGGGUCCAAAUACUUCACUAUUGGGUCAAUUCAGAAAGUCAGUUGGAAUUUCAGUUUGCUUCCUGGAUUGACAGAACUGAAAGGGAAUACACGCCCACCCUGCAAACAAUACUCAACUUGUACAGGGCCCUCUGGUGGUUGUUGGUGGUCUUAGUUCAGUCUGAAGUGUCAUUCGAAACAUUGUCGUGAACAAGGAAAACAAAAACCAAAGCGUUUAUCACACAACGCUGUCAGUCAACCAUGUUUCAUAGGAGGAGUGUGGGUUCCAAAGUGUCAUCUUCUGUUACCUGUUAUCUCACUGUAUCAUAUUGUACAAAUUAUUAUUAUAUGUUCUAACUUGCAUUAUAUUUUUUUCUACCUACAUUUAAAAGAGUUAAUAAACUAUAGGAAUUGUACAAAAAAGUAGUUUAAUAGAUAUUGUUUAUUAAAGAAAUGAACUGUUAGCGGGAACCAUGGAUUAUUUGCCAAACUCCUUUUUUUUCUAUUCUAGAGUAUGAUGAUUGUCACAGAGUUCCAGAAUGCGAUUGAUUCCAUUGGUUCCAUUUACGAUGUAAACAUGACUUAUUUCCUCUGUUUUGGUCUCAGACCACCAGACACUAUAAAGGACUAUGCAGUGAAUUAAACAAUUAAUUACUCACUGGGCACAGACGUCAAUUCAACGUCUAUUCCACGUUGGUUGAACGUAAUUUCAUUGAAAUGACGUGGAAACAACAUUGAUUCAACCAGUGUGUGCCCAGUGGGUCUACUGUUUAAAAACAUAAUGCCAUAGUAGUGUAUGGACUUUAUAUUG
Coregonus clupeaformis (lake whitefish) is the source of this 4847-nucleotide messenger RNA. RefSeq names its product fibroblast growth factor receptor substrate 2a (gene frs2a). Lineage: Eukaryota; Metazoa; Chordata; Actinopteri; Salmoniformes; Salmonidae. Gene Ontology annotation, biological process: cell surface receptor protein tyrosine kinase signaling pathway. The coding region runs from base 734 to 2674 and encodes 646 amino acids. The transcript is spliced from 7 exons. Gene Ontology annotation, cellular component: cell-cell junction; cytoplasm. The record is from RefSeq and is a predicted model, not a curated record.